ACUCUCGCCAAAGACGAGGCACUAGCCGAAAAUGAUGAGGACAAAGCGGAGAUGUUGGCAUCACAUUAUGCCUCAAUGUACACCCGAGACAAGGGCACAUUAGCACAUUUACCGGGCACUGAGACUGCCAUGAACUGGACUCCAUUCAUCAUCGGAGAAGUGGCCCUGGAGCUGCAUCGGUUAAAGGUUCACCAGUUACCUGGACCUGAUGGUGUGCAUCCGCUUAUUCUGAGGGAGUUGGCGGAUGAACUUGCAUUGCUACUGUACAAACUGUUCAAUUUGUUAUUCACAUAA
This is a messenger RNA of Echinostoma caproni, 294 nucleotides long. NCBI's taxonomy places the organism in Eukaryota, Metazoa, Platyhelminthes, Trematoda, Plagiorchiida, Echinostomatidae. The record is from the annotation of a GenBank genome assembly.